CAACGACGAUGAUGAUGAUGAUGAUGAUGACAAUAGUAAUAAUUUUUCAAUAUAUUGAUUUCAAAACACAGCAACAGAUUUUAAUGAAUAAUAUUAUAUAAUAGUUGAGUUUUGAACAAUUAGGAAGAAGGGGUAGGAGAAAUUAUUGAAUAGUAAUCUUUUCACAAAUGGACAAAGAAAUUAUUUUAUCAAGAAAAAAUAAUCAAUGCUUAAUACAUUCCUCUCUAUCAUUUUUGUUCUUUUUAUCUUAUUAUUUCCAAUAAAAAUAUAAAUCUGAGAGAGGGCUUUGUUUCAAUGUUGCCUUGAGUUGCACGAAUGGAGUGGGUAAAGAAAGUAAAUAAAAGAAAGUAUAAUAGAAUAAUGGGGUGGUGGAUAGGACCCAAAAUUGAUAAUGAUAAUAUUAGCUGCUAAACAAACAAGGUAGAAGAGGGGAGAUGUAAGGGAGAGGAGGAGAGGCAGAAGGGAAGAAGUCAGUUUGAACACCUACUUUGAACUUGAACUUAAUCUGAAAGCUGGGGUCAAAACAGGAAUAAUAGCAGUAUCUUAUUAAGAAAAGCAAUAAUAUAAGGGAUGGAGGAAAAGGAAGGGGGUGGAAAGAAGGAGCAGGAGUGAAACAAAGUAGAUUGAAGUUUUAUUCUAGAUUGAAUCCCCAUUUGGAAAGUAAUAUUGAAAUGUGGAGGUGAAUGGCAUGGGAGGGUUUCUAAUAGUUUUAGAAAUAAGUAAAUAGAAUUAUGUUUUAGCAGAGCAUAGUUUUCUUUAUUCCUUUUGUUUGUCUCUCCCUAACUGGAUUUGUUGAGAAGUUCAACAAUAGCUUGGAAAUGAGGCUCCCAGUUUUCUUCGCACAUCAGCUUGGCAGUUGAAGGCAGGAAUCGACUGCAAGUCAAACCCCACCUUCCUAUCCCACACCCCACCUCGUUUCACAAAGACUUGCAGAAAAACUCACUCAGCUAUUUACAAAUACAGUAACACCAUACAUACAUAUAUAUCCAUGUAAGUCUACUUACACACACACUCGCACACACAGAUUGAGAAAUACUUGCAGAAAUGCACAACACCUUGCUACAGUAGCAGCCUCCCACUGGCCGACACACAACUCCUCUCAAGCAUCAACACACAGUCACUCUCACACACUACUGCUGCAGCAGUUACAUUGGAAAUCUACACCAGGAUACACUUCUCCAGUCACAGCCAGCAACAAAGGAUUAAAACAAUGCAGGUUUAUUUUACCGUUGCAUCUGAAGUCUUCAUACUACAAAGUGGAAUAUGUUGAUGAAAAUAUGGUUUUCAUUUUCAUUUCUACAUGUUUCUUUGUGUGUGGACCUUAUUUAUCAUGUGAAAGAAGAAAGAAGUCCAGCUACAUACAUCGGCGACAUUGCAGCUGACUCUCAGCUACUGGGCAGUGUUUUACCUGGAGACAGCAGGCUGAUAGCAUUCAGCCUGUUGCAAAGAGUAGGUUCUCAACUGUUCAAUGUCACCAAAUCAGGAAAACUGUACACUGCUCAGAAACUGGAUGCAGAGACUUUGUGUACAUAUAAUAAAGAAUGUUUUAAAAUUGUCAAGGCUGCUGUCCGAAAAGCCAAGACUUUUAUGAGAAUUCUAAAAAUAAAAGUAAUAAUAGAAGAUGCCAAUGAUCAUCGGCCUGAGUUUCCUGGUAAAAGUAUUAACAUUGAAUUCUCAGAAAAUGAUCGCAAAGGAGCAAGAAAAUCGAUCCCUAAUGCCAUAGACAGAGAUGUAGGAAUUCUCAAUUCACAAAUUCAUUACCAACUUGAAAAGCUUCAAGAGGAACCAUUUUCAUUGUUUGUUUCGAAAAGAGCAGAUGGCAUAUCCACUCUUGAAAUUGUUUUAGAUCAGACACUAGACAGAGAAGUAAAAAGUAACUACCGCAUUCAACUUAUUGCUAGUGAUGGGGGUUCACCUACUCAAAGAAGUUCCUUGGUGGUUGAAAUUUCUAUCAAGGAUGAGAAUGACAACCGACCAAUUUUCUCCCAGAAAAUAUAUAAUAUUUCAAUUAGAAAUAUACCAAACAUUCAUUUGCCUGUUGCUGUUUUAUCUACAACAGAUCUUGAUCAAGGACAGAACAACAAAGUUACAUACUUCUUUAGUCCAAUGACUUCUGAUGUAGUGAAAAGUCAUUUUAGUUUGAAUAAGACUACAGGAGAGAUAUUUUUACAAAAACAUUACAACCUUGAUGAAAAACUUACAUAUAAAUUAUAUAUCGAAGCCAGAGAUGCAGGUAGCCCUCCUCUCAGUUCUAUGGCAACAGUUUUAGUAAAUGUUAUCAACCAACACAAUAAUCCUCCAACCAUUGAUAUAGAUUUUGUUUCAGCUCUAAGUGAUGACACAGCAACUAUCUCUGAAGAUAUCAAAGUUGGUAGUUUCAUUGCCUAUGUGAUGGUCACUGACAACGAUGUAGGACACAAUGGUCAGGUCAGCUGUGAUAUCAAACAUGAAAAAUUCAAGCUCUUAUCAAUGGGUUCUAAAGAGUAUAAAAUAGUAAUGAAAAGCCAAGUGGAUAGGGAGGCUGAGGACCACUAUGAUAUUACCUUGUCGUGUGAAGACAAAGGAUCCCCUUCUCGCAAAGUACAGAAAAGAUUUUUUCUACAAGUGAUGGAUGUUAAUGAUGUUCAACCACACUUUAUCUCAGAUUCUUUUAAAUUUCUGACAUUUGAAAAUGAGAAAGAUAAGUUCCCAGUAGGUUAUAUCAAUGCCACAGACCCAGAUCUAGGAUCUGGAGGUCAACUAACAUAUACUUUGUUUGGUUACAAUGGAGACUUCCUUCCCUUCCAAAUCACUGAUUCAGGAUUCAUAUCGACAUCCAUGUCACUUGACAGAGAAAAACAACAUAUUUAUGCGUUUAAAGUUUUAGUUAAAGAUAAAGGAAGACCAUCUCUGAAUAACACAGCAAAUAUCACCAUUGAAAUUUUAGAUGAAAAUGAUAAUGCCCCUUAUUUUACAUUUCCUAGUGUUAAUCCUUUUAGUCUUGAUGUCCACUAUCAUCCUCAAAGUAAUAACGACAUCACAGUUCUGAAAGCCUCUGACAGAGACAGCAGGGAAAAUGCUUUCUUGAGAUAUGAAAUUCUAAAAGGAAACAACAAUCGGUUAUUUGUAAUCAAUUCUUACACUGGCACUUUGUCUUUCUCUCGAAAAGUUUACCAAAAUGAUGCUGGAUCAUAUCAACUGCAGUUUAGGGUCAAAGACAGCGGUACUCCAGUUCUUUCAGCAUCAGUUACAAUAUCUUUGACCUUAACUGUUAGUAACAAGACAUCUCCAUCAUUAACUGCUGUUCAAAUACAAUCUGACAGUAUGAUUGAUGUAACGUGGGUAAUUAUAAUUGUAGUUUCAGCUGUGAUAAUAUCUGUGGCAAUUGUGAUUUCUAUAACGCUCUGUGUUGUCCGAUGCAAUAAUGGAAGAAAUGGCUCUGUGAGAGCUCGGGGAAACCCACCAUAUCAAUCUCGCACAGAAAUGAGACAGCUGAUCUAUCAAACUACUACUACCCCUAGCAGCAUGCACCCAGAAGAGAUGCUUAACAGAAAUAACCAGUCAAAUAGAUCUAGGAACCAAUUUCAGCCAGAAGAAGGACCACAAAUGGAAUGGAAAACAUCGACAAUUAUGAGAAGCCUCCCCAAAGUUUCUAAGAUGUAUCAUGAGUCAAUGGAAAUAGCACCACACAGUGAACAGCCUCAACAGAAUACUGAGAAUGGCUCCCGCUAUCUCACUGACACAAUGCCAACACAGGGAGACAGCAGCCAUUGUUGGACUAAGGGCUUCACAGAGCAAUAUGAAGAAAUUCCAGGAGUGUUAGAUUAUAAAAGGGGACUUCAACAACCUAAACAGGAAAACUCAGGAUUGAAACAACAUUUUUCUAACCAGGUAUAUUUAAUGGAGAGACAAAGAUUAACAUCCCCACAGUCCCAAGUUAUUAAUUUGAAUUCAACAGUUCCCACUUAACUAUAUCACCAGUUUCACAGCAAAAACAACUUCACAUGGAUAUUAGAAAAUAAUAUAAUUUUCACUAAAUGCAAAAGCAAUUUUAAACUGAAAAACCAUUGUUCAAUAACUGGAUAGAAUUGAAUGUUUGAAGAACUUGUUUGAACAUGCUAUGCAUUUUAUAUGAAAUGAACCUCAGCUUUGGAAAUUACACUUCUUCUAAAUGCUAUUUUUUCUGUUAAAUUUCUAUUUCUCAAAUAUUUAUAGAAAUGAAGUACAAAAACAAAAUCUAAAAACAAUUCUGUUUCUCUCCUGAAAGAAGACACGGAAACUGUUCGGCUUACAACUUAUUGAUAGACUAUUUCAGCCUGGAGCUAAAUGAAUUCUGGCUCUUUCUGAUAUUCCAUUGAGGUGCUUCAGUUAAAACAUAAAGUUUAAAAAGAAGAUUUUUGCACAUCGUGACAUCACACUGGAAACAACAAAUGAAAUUUAACAUUUAUGAAAAAACAAGAAGGUAUAUAUAUAUAAA
Molecule: messenger RNA, 4456 nt
Organism: Octopus sinensis (East Asian common octopus)
Lineage: Eukaryota; Metazoa; Mollusca; Cephalopoda; Octopoda; Octopodidae
Product: protocadherin-18-like
Exons: 5
Coding region: 1264-3948 (894 amino acids)
Biological process (GO): homophilic cell-cell adhesion
Cellular component (GO): plasma membrane
Molecular function (GO): calcium ion binding
Source: RefSeq, a predicted model, not a curated record